Molecule: messenger RNA, 4947 nt
Organism: Acyrthosiphon pisum (pea aphid)
Lineage: Eukaryota; Metazoa; Arthropoda; Insecta; Hemiptera; Aphididae
Product: zinc finger BED domain-containing protein 5-like
Exons: 3
Coding region: 1662-2342 (226 amino acids)
Source: RefSeq, a predicted model, not a curated record
AUAUACAUAUAGUUAUAAAUUAAUUGAAUAUUAUGGUUUACAGGAGUAAUUAUGACGAAGAUACCUAUGGAGAUACCAACUGUUCCACCUAGUACGUAUUUUUUUUUGUAGUUUGGCUGAAUAAGUAGUGUCAUCAUUUUAUUUUCAAAUUUGUACUAACAAAAUUCGUGUGCUCGGAACCAAAAAGUGAUAAAUAUUUUUUUUAUUAAAAUAUACUUUUUACAAAAUAUUAUAUUGAAACGGUACAACACAUAAUAAAAUGGUCCUACUCAAUGCUACCAAGAAGCCAACAUGGCAACAUACAUCAAAAACCUGGCAGAACCACUCGAUUACGUAAACAUAAGGUUAAGUGAGUGCGAUACACAAGCAAGUCAAAACCAACCAACGUUGACAGUAAAAGCGUAAGGAUUUACAGAUUACUGACUAUACUGACUCGUGAUUUAUGUUUAUUGCUACAUUAUUGCUUAUUGGCAUAGCCAGCAGUCAAGUUUGAAUCACGAAGGAGAGACUAUAAUAUCAGUCCACAGUCAUAACUACAUUUUUAAGGAACAUAAUUAUUCGAUUUACUAUACUUAGGUAUAGUAACCUACAUUAUGGAUCAAUAAUAAUAAUAAUUAUACAUUUUGUUUCACUCCUACUCCGCUACUCAUGUAAUCUUCAAAAUACCGCCCUUAAGAACAGGGGUACUCAGGUAAUAGUGUACUUUAUAAUAUUAUUACUAUCUCAAUCAUGUGAAUAACCUUGUAAUGGACGUCGCUAUAUCGUGUUUGAUUAUGUUAGUAUAUGGACGGGGGUCAUAAGUUUCUAAGAUCUGUAAUAUGUAACUUAGAAAACUUUAUUUAUAUCGAUUCAACAAUGAACAACCGGCUUCACAAGACCGGUUCGUGUAGUGGGAAUAGUUUACCAACAGCCCCUUAGCCCUGAAUCGAAUUAAGUCUAAAUAUUGACAGCCACUUUGUUUGAAUAAACAAGGAAGGCAACGCGCAUGGAUUAAACCAGAGCUUGAAAGUGGUUACCGGUUAACAUUUCUAUUUUCUACCUACCUAUAACAUAAAAUAUCAUUGGUUGGUAUUGACGGUAUAUUCGAUAGUCCCGAUCUCUCUCAUCGUAUAUUUUACUGGAAAAUCUAAAAACAGCUUAACAACUGCAAUUUGUUCUCUGUUUCUGAUAGGGCACGGGUACAAAUGUGUAGUGAAAUUUUUUUUAAUACAAUCAGUAUUCAAUGCGUUACAGGUGACAGGCAUAUUGUGGAAUUAGUAAUCACUUUAUCAUUAACCUGUAGUUUUGAAUAUAGUACCGGUUAUUGGUUAUCACUAAAAACGGGCUCAGUUUAAAACCUGUAAUAUGUAACGCAGGGAUUCCCAACCGCCGUGCCGCGGCGCAUAAGUGUGCCGUGAAAUUAUUUGGGUGUGCCGUGUAAUUUGUGUCUUACAUUGUAAUUGUGUAAUAGAAAUCUCCUAAAAAUAAAAAUUGAUAAAAUGUCCACAUGGAAAGACACAGCUAUUAUUAUACAUUCGAUAAUACCCGAUACGCCCGAUACUGGUAUUACAAGCAGUCAUUAAGCAACUGUUCCUCAGUUUAGUGAUAAUCGUGCGCGUGUUAUUACGUAACGGCCGUAACGUGUUAAUGUUGAUCAAGAAAUAUUGUACUUAAAUUUAAAAAUGGAUAGAUUUGUAAAAAAGCUUAAAUUAACGAAUGAUGUUAAUGCUAAUGUAAAUGACAACAAUUUAAAUUUAGAAAUUAAUAUUAAACAAUCCACUUCAAUAAGUGAUAAAAGUUUAAAUUUUAAAGUUAAACGUAAAUAUACUGAUGAUUAUUUAUGUUUUGGAUUUACGUGGAAUGGCAAUACUGACUGUCCUUUACCUAUUUGUAUCGUUUGUGGUGAAAAGUUAAGCAAUGAAGCAAUGGUACCCAAUAAAUUGAAAAGGCAUUUAACAACAAUACAUCCGAGUGAGUCAUUAAAAACACGACUAUAUUUUGAACGUCUUCUGAAUUCAUAUAAAAGAGCUGCAUCUGGUAUGGUAAAAAGAGUGAUUAUAUCUGAUAAAGCUCUUGAAGCAUCAUUUAAAGUCACAGAACUGAUGGCUAAAAAUAUGAUCUCUCAUGUUAUUGGCGAAAAAUUAAUAGGACCUGCCUGUUUAGUUGUGGUUGAAUCAAUGUUAAGUAAAGAAUCUAAAGAUGUUAUAUCCAAAGUUCCACUUUCCAACAAUAUUAUUAGCCGGCUAAUAAAUGAAAUGGCUGAUGAUAUUAAUGACAUUGUUUUAGAAAAAUUAAAAAUCAAAAAUUAUUUUCAUUACAAAUAUACAAGAGUAUUGAUAGAACUUCUAAAGCUCAAUUACUAGGUUUUGGCAGAUUUGUUGAUAAUUCUAAUACUGUUGAGCAGCUUUUAUUUUUUAAAGAAUUAAAGUCGACAACAACAGGGAAGUACAUAUUUUGCGUACUAAAUAAUUUUUUUGAAAAAUCUGGAUUAUCGUGGAAUUAUUGUUGUGGUAUGUGCACUGAUGGAGCUCCGUCAAUGACCAGAACAUAAAAAGGUUUUGUUACUCUCGCUAAAAUUAAAAAUCCAGCAAUGAUUAUAACACACUGUUUUAUUCAUCGAAAAACUUUGGUUGCAAAAACAUUAGGAGAAAAAAUGUUAAAAGUCUUAAAUUAUGUUAUUAAAAUUGUGAGUUACAUUAAAUCUCGGCCAUUGAAAACAAGGAUCUUUGAAACUAUUUGUAAGGUAAUGGCUUUAGAUCAUAUAAAUGUAUUGCUACACACAGAAAUAAGGUGGGUAUCACAAGGUCAAGUGUUUAAUCGAGUUAUUGAAUUGAAAGAAGAGUUAGAAUUAUUUUUUGAAAAAAAAAAUCUCCCAGUAUACAAACAUUUUUUUCGAAAUGAAAACUGGUGUUAUAUGUUGGCAUACUUGGCUGAUAUAUUUAAAAAACUAAAUUAUCUUAAUGCGUCAAUGCAAGGGACCUCAGGAAACAAUAAUUUCUUCAACGAAUAAAAUCAGAAGGUUCAAAUACAAAAUUGUAUUUUGAAAAUCUUCAAUAAUUAAAGGAGAUUUUUCAAAUUUUCCAACGUUUUCAAAAUUAACGAUGGGGAAAUCCAAUAUAAAAGAACUACCUACAACAACUUAUAAUUGAACAUCUUAUAUUACUCGAAGAAAAAAUUGAACAUUAUUUUCUAUCAUUGACAACAUCUGCAGAUUGGGUCGUGUUGCCAUUUUUACAGACAAUGUGAAUGAACUUGAUCUUACCAAUGACGAAAAGAAUGAAUUCAUUGAUAUGUGUUCUAGUUCUACUAUCUGAAUAUUAUUUAAUAGUCAGAAAAAUAACAUAGAUUCCUUCUAGUUAAAUUUAGAUUCAGAAUAUCCAGCUAUUUCUCAGAAAGCGAUACUAUUGUUAUUACCAUUUUCCACAUCGUAUCUUUGUGAACAGGCAUUUUCUGCUCUGAACAAUAUAAAAACAAGUAGUAGAAAUAGUUUGAAAAAUGUUGAACCUGAUUUGUGUCUUGAUGUUUCAACUGUUUCACCCCGAAUAGAGGAAUUAUGUAAAAAAUACCAGUGUAAAAUAUCACAUUAAAUUUGUAUCAUUAAAAUAAUAAAUAAAAACAAUUUACUUUAUAUCAAUAUGACAUUAUGUAGGUAUAUUCAUUAUUAUUUAUUUGUGUGCCGUGAAAAUUUUUAAAAUUAUCAAGUGCGCCGUAUACUAUAGUGUGUAUACUAGUGCAGUUGGAUGGAAAACGCUAUUAGACACAACGUCUACUCGUUAGUGCCGUCCGCCGCCGACAACAACAAGGAUCCAGGAUCGUUCAGAGAACCGCCGCUGACCCAGGCGCAACGCCAGGACGUUAGCGCCAUCCGCAGCCGACUACCAACCACAGAUCCAGUACCAUUCAACCCGAUCAUCCGUGUCGACAAGCCCCCAGCUGAGGAGAAGGACGUCACACAUCAUCAUCGUCAUUAGGUACCAUCAGGUUGAUUUAAGCCACUAACUAUGAGUUUUUCAACCAAUAUUAUAAAAUUGUAUAACACUAAUAAAAGAAAAUAUUGUAAAAAACUAUUGUCAAAUACUGUAUUUUAUGAAAUAAUAAUAAAUAACUGAUUUAUAUGAACUAAUCAGUUUACUGAGUUCUAUGUUAGUUACUAACAGGUAUACAACUUUUUUCGAUUAAUUUAGUAACGGUUUUAAGCCCUGAUUUAAACACAACAGAUUUUAAACAUAGAGUACAUUAAUCAAAUACAUAGAGUCACAGUAGACUGAUCGCUCAAUAUUUGUCAGCAUAUCAUUGCAACAUUAACCAGAGUCAAAAGAGCCCGGACCUCCUUGUAACCUUUGCUAUACUACCAAAGAUAAGUUCGUUAAAAUUUCAAUAUUUAAAAUAUUAUAAUACACUAAUUUAUUAUUAUUUAUACUUAAUAUAAUUAUAUACUACCAAUAUUAUUAUAUGAGCUGUCAGAGCCUGAGAUUUAUGACCAAUUGGAAGAAAACCGAGGCCAAAUAUACAGAGCCAAUAAUUCAUGACCAAUAUCUAAAAACAACCAGUAUUAAAAAACCACUUAAAAGAUUACAAAGGAAAUAAAAUUACAACCAAGUACUUCCAUAUCACGCUCUCGGCCGAACAGCACAAAGAAAAGCAAGCACAGGAUAUAUCUCUCAUAUAUAACACAAAUGCAUUAACCGUUCACUUAUAUUACCAAGAUUCAGAUGAAAGUAUUUUAUGUCCAAUAAAAAAAAACUAGAGAUUUGACAGUCAUUUAAAACAAUGGUAGGUAUACGAAAGGAGAUAAUACAGUUAUACAAAUUUUAAAUUGCUCUCCUGAAUAAUUUGAUAUUUUUAAGUAUUUUAAAGCAUACCUUUUGGUUCCAAUCCAACGAAAUAAAAUACUUAAAUACUUAUAUCCAUAUCUAUAUUAUCUUUUAAAUAAUUUUUAGAUAUAUUAUGUAGAUAUUAUUUUUGUCU